AUGUUUUUAUAAAAUAUGUUUCAUUUGAAUACUUUUUUCGUCUCAAUUUUAAUAUUAUUUGUAUUAAACUCAAUCAGUUAUUUUACAUUAGUAAAUUCUUAUACUUUACCUACACCAGUUUUUGAACUUUUAGAGCCAAAAGGAAUUCGUAUAUGGAUACCAAAUGAACAAGGCAUGAAAUUUUUUGCAUUUCAAGGAAAUGUGAAUAAAAAACUUAAAUUGAAUCAUUCGGGAGAAAUAUCGGGUGAGGUAUAUGAAAAAAAACAAAAAUGGACCAUUGAAAAUAGAGAUAUAAAUUUAGUAUCAGGAGACGUUAUACAUUAUUGGAUUUAUGUACAAGUGAAUGAAGCAAUGCAUAUCAGUGGAGAACAAACUUGGACAGUCACCAAUAAAUUUGCGAAUUUAUUAUUUCACGAAACUUUUGAUUCCUUGAAAGAUUCAGUUUGGAAUCAUGAAGUUAAGAUACCAUUAACGCCUGACUAUGAAUUUUGUGUUUAUCACAAUGAUCAACAUUCAUCUGCAUAUGUUGAAAAUGGAUUUCUUAAAAUCAAGCCACUGAUAUUAGAAAAUCUAUAUGGUAAUAAUGCAACUACAUAUGGAACAUUGACACUUAGUGGAUGCACUAGUAAGAUUUCAGCGGAAUGUGAACGUAAGGGUAAAUCAUUUCAUAUAUUGCCACCUAUUUUGUCUGCUAGAUUAAGUACAAAAAACACUUUUAGUUUCCAAUAUGGAAAAAUUGAAAUAAGAGCGAAAUUUCCUAAUGGUGAUUGGUUAUAUCCAGAAAUGUGGCUUCAACCAAAAUAUGAUUAUUAUGGUCCCAACUAUUCCAGUGGAUGUGUUAUACUCGGUCUUUCUCGUGGAAAUGAAAAUUUAGUUUCUACUGAUGGAAAGAUAUAUGAUUCAAGAACAUUAGAUUUUGGAUUACGAAUAGGAACAACAAAAAAUCUUACAAAUUAUAUAGUAUCUGAAACACUAAAAAAUGGUCCAAGAUGGACAACGGAUUUUCAUGUUUACACAACAAUUUGGGAUUCCAAUGGAUUUCAAUUUUUUGUAGAUGGCAAAGAAAUUGGUAAAUUGAUUCCACAAGAAAAUGGUUGGAUGUAUGGUAGUAAUUUCAACAAAAUGGCUCCUUUUGAUCAACAAUUUUAUAUUACACUCGGGGUGGGAGUUGGUGGUAUUCGUGUAUUUCCUGAUGGGACAACUAGCUCAGGAAAUGUAAAACCGUGGAAAAAUGUUGGGGCUAAGGCAAUGUUGCAAUUUUGGCAUGCAAAAGAUCAAUGGUUAUCAAGUUGGAGACAAACAAACAGUGAAGAAAAUAUCUUCGAGAUUGAUUAUAUUCGAAUAUGGUCACUUUAAAAAAAUUAAAAAAGCUAUGUUAUUAUAAAGACUUACGUAAUUAAAAAAAUGAUAAAUAAA
This is a messenger RNA of Apis florea (little honeybee), 1416 nucleotides long. RefSeq names its product beta-1,3-glucan-binding protein. Gene Ontology annotation, biological process: carbohydrate metabolic process. NCBI's taxonomy places the organism in Eukaryota, Metazoa, Arthropoda, Insecta, Hymenoptera, Apidae. The record is from RefSeq and is a predicted model, not a curated record. Gene Ontology annotation, molecular function: carbohydrate binding; hydrolase activity, hydrolyzing O-glycosyl compounds.